AACAGCCGGGUUCAUGCUAAUCACUCCCGACAGCAAAGAUGGCGGCCGAGCGGCGUUGACUCUGCUCCGCAAGAAGCUAGUCAGUUCGGGGCAUUAGUUGCGUUUUCGGCACAGCAAGGAAGCCAAGUUCAUACUAAUAAAGCUGUCGCUUCAGAGACAUGUUGUGAGGCUGUGAGGAGGUCUUUCCGCAGGGAGCUAGCCGCUACAAGUCUUUAAUUUCGCUUGUGCCUCGCCGUAGCUAACUGUCGUCAUUGUAAAAUGGCUCCGGUGCAGAUCGGGUCAGAUGGGCAGCUCGUCCCGCUUGGAGGACCGGUGGUCUCCGCUCAGCAGCAGGCACCCCCCGGUGCCCCCGCUACUCAGGGGGUUCGACUGAGCCUCCUAAUUGAGUUUCUUCUCCAGAGGACCUACCAUGAAAUUACGCUGCUGGCGGAACUACUUCCUAGAAAAGCAGACAUGGAAAGGAAAAUUGAGAUUGUCCAGUUUGCCAGGCGGACCAGGCAGUUGUUCGUGCGUCUGCUAGCCCUGGUGAAGUGGGCAAGCAAUGCAGGCAAAGUUGAGAAGUGUGCGAUGAUUUCCAGCUUUCUAGACCAGCAGACCAUCCUGUUUGUGGAUACAGCUGACAGGCUUGCACUGCUGGCCAGAGAUGCCCUGGUCCAUGCUCGUUUACCCAGCUUUGCCAUCCCCUUUGCUAUUGAUGUGCUAACCACAGGGUCUUACCCACGCCUGCCCACAUGUAUACGAGACAAAAUCAUUCCUCCAGACCCUAUUACAAAGUCGGAGAAGCAGACUACACUAAAUCAGCUUAAUCAGAUUCUACGACAUCGUCUUGUCACCACAGACUUACCGCCCCAGCUAGCAAACCUCACAGUUGCCAAUGGACGUGUAAAGUUUCGUGUCGAAGGAGAGUUUGAGGCUACUUUGACUGUGAUGGGAGAUGAUCCUGAUAUUCCUUGGAGACUGCUAAAGCUGGAGAUUCUAGUGGAAGACAAAGAAACAGGAGAUGGCCGAGCCUUGGUUCACAGUUUGCAGGUGAACUUCAUCCAUGAGUUGGUUCAGGCACGUCUGUGUGCAGACGAAAAACCGCUCCAGGACAUGUACAACUGUUUGCACUCCUUCUGUCUGUCACUGCAGCUAGAGGUACUUCACUCUCAGACACUAAUGCUGAUCAGAGAGCGAUGGGGAGACCUGGUGCAGGAGGAGAGAUAUGUGCCUGCAAAGUACCUUACACUUAGUGUUUGGAACCAACAGGUUUUGGGUAGGAAAACUGGUACAGCAUCUGUACAUAAAGUCACAAUCAAGAUUGAUGAAUCUGAUGGAUCUAAGCCAUUGCAAAUAUCUCAUGAGCCUCCUCUCCCUGCCUGUGACUCCAGGUUAAUGGAGAGAGCUAUGAAGAUUGAUCAUCUGUCAGUGGAGAAGCUUUUGAUUGACAGUGUACAUGCGCGGUCUCAUCAGAAACUACAGGAACUGAAGGCCAUACUAAAGGCCAGCAAUCCUAGUGAUAACUCGUUUGUUGAGACUGCAUUACCUACGCUCGUUAUUCCAAUACUUGAGCCCUGUGGUCGUUCAGAGUGCUUACAUAUUUUUGUAGACCUGCACUCUGGCAUGUUCCAGCCAAUGCUUUAUGGAUUAGAUCAGUCCAUGCUGGAUGAAAUUGAAAAGACCAUUAAUGAUGAUAUGAAGCGCAUUAUAUCUUGGCUUCAGCAACUAAAGUUCUGGUUGGGGGAGCAGCGUUGCCGGCAGUCUGUGAAGCACCUUCCCACUGUGUGCACCGAUGUCCUACACCUGUCCAAUACAGCCUCUCACCCUGUUGGCAACUUGUCGAAACACAAACUCUUCAUCAAACUCACACGUCUUCCGCACUAUUACAUUGUGGUGGAAAUGCUUGAAGUGCCUAGCUGUCCCACUUCGUUGCAGUACAAGUACUCCUUCCUAUCUGUGUCUCAGUUGGAAGGAGAUGACGGACCUAUGUGUGCACAGCUUCUACAACAUUUUAAACCCAACCUCAAACAUCUUGUGCAGGAUACUACAGCAGGAAAAUUGGUCAGACCUGGGACCAAGAGAAAGAUAUCUGGAGAACAGACGGACCCAGAGCCAAAGAAGCCCAAGCGUUCUGGGGAAAUGUGUGCCUUCAACAAGGAGCUUGCUCACCUCGUGGCGAUGUGUGACACCAACAUGCCUUUUAUUGGUCUCAGAACAGAGAUGUCUAACAUGGAGAUUCCUAACCAGGGUGUACAAGUGGAGGGAGAUGGCAGUAGUCACGCAAUACGUCUGCUGAAGAUACCUCCGUGUAAAGGUGUAGGAGAGGAGACCAGGAAAGCUUUAGAGCGUUCACUUCUGGACUGCACCUUCCGCCUGCAGGGCAGGAACAAUCGAACAUGGGUUGCUGAACUUGUGCUGGCCAACUGCCCUCUCAACAGCACACACAGCAAAGAGCAAGCCACAACUAGACAUGUGUAUCUGACCUAUGAAAACCCUCUGUCGGAGCCAGUGGGUGGGCGAAAGGUGGUAGAGAUGUUCCUUAAUGACUGGAAUGCCAUCAGUCAGCUCUACCAGUGUGUUCUUAACUUCUCCUGUGCCCUGCCAGAGAUGCCGUCUUAUCUGAACCUCUUCUCAGAGGUGCGUCUCUAUAACUACCGUAAGCUGGUGCUGUGCUACGGCAUUACCAAGGGCAGCUCUGUCACCAUCCAGUGGAACUCUGGCAGCCACCGCUUCCACCUCGGCCUGGGCACCGUGGGCCCCAACUCUGGCUGCUCUAACUGCCACAAUAUCAUCCUCCACCAGCUACAGGAGAUGUUUAACAAGAACCCCAAUGUGAUGCAGCUGCUCCAGGUGCUUUUUGACACACUGGCCCCUCUGAAUUCUAUCAACAAGCUACCAACAGUGCCCAUGCUGGGCUUGACCCAGCGCACGAACACUGCCUACCAGUGCUUCUCCAUCCUUCCCCAGUCACCCACACACCUCCGUCUGGCUUUUCGAAACAUGUACUGCAUUGACAUCUACUGCCGUAGUCGUGGAGUAGUGGCCAUCAGAGACGGAGCCUACAGUAUGUUUGACAACACAAAGAUUGUCGAAGGUUUCUACCCUGCUCCAGGACUCAAGACAUUCCUGAACAUGUUCGUAGACAGCAAUCAGGAUGCUCGCAGACGCUCUGUCAAUGAAGAUGAUAACCCACCCUCACCCGUAGGAGUAGACAUGAUGGACAGUCUGAUCAACCAGCUUCCGCAUCAACAGCAGCUGCAAACACCCAGAGGGGGUCCAGGAGGUGUAUAUCCCCCUCUGACUUCGCCACCAAAUUACCUCCCUAAUGUAACUCCCUCACCAUCCAUGAUGCCAACACAGUCGCCAGGGAACAUCCAUACCUCUGGCUCCCCUAGUGGAGCUCUCAGGGCACCCUCUCCUUUCGGGCCCACCCCGUCUCCGUCUUCUCUGGGCAUAGCCAUGGGUCAGACCAGCUUUGCCAGUCCCCACGGAGCUUUGGACCCCAGCUCUCCAUAUCCCAUGGUGUCUCCCAGCCACAGGGGCCAGUGGCCUGGCUCACCCCAGGUUUCAGGGCCUUCUCCAGGGGCAAGGAUCCAUGGCAUGUCUCCUGGCAACCCUUCGCUGCACUCGCCAAUCCCUGACCCUCAUUCUCCACGUGCUGGCUCCAGUUCACAAGUCAUGCCUACCAGUAUGCCUCCACCCCGCUUGCUACCUCAGCGCCCCUGGGCUGCCUCCAUUCCUACAAUCCUCACCCACAAUGCCUUGAAUGUUCUUCUGCUACCCUCACCCACUCCCUGCCUUGUGCCAGGCCUGGCAGGAAGCUACCUCUGCUCGCCACUGGAGCGCUUUCUAGGCUCAGUUAUCAUGAGACGCCACCUGCAGAGGAUUAUCCAGCAGGAAGCAAACUUGUCUAUCGUCAACUCUAAUGAGCCAGGGGUGAUCAUGUUCAAAACAGACGUGCUCAAAUGUCGCGUGGCUCUUAACCCUAAGAAUUACCAGACACUGCAGCUGAAAGUGACUCCUGAAAAUACAGGUCCCUGGUCCCAGGAGGAGCUUCAAGUGCUGGAGAGGUUCUUUGAGACACGAGUUGCUGGUCCUCCCUUCAAAUACAACACUCUGAACGCCUUCACUAAGCUGCUGGGGGCACCCACUAACAUUCUUAGGGACUGUGUGCGCAUCAUGAGGCUUGAACUGUUCCCUGACCAGACUUCAGAGCUAAGGUGGAAUGUCCAGUUUUGCCUCACCAUCCCGCCCAGUGCUCCCCCCAUCGCCCCUCCUGGAACCAUCGCUGUGGUGCUGAAGUCCAAGAUGCUCUUCUUUCUGCAACUUACCCAGCGUAUUCCAGUGCCCCAGGACCCAAUGAGCAUUAUCGUGCCUAUUGUGUACGACAUGGCCACAGGCCUCACUCAGCAGGCUGACAUCCCCAGACAACACAGCUCCUCAGGGGCUGCAGCACUAAUGGUCUCCAAUAUUCUGAAGAGGUUCAGUGAGGUGCACCCCGCCAGACAGGGUGAAUGCACCAUCUUUGCCUCUGUUCAUGAGCUGAUGGCCAACCUCACUCUGCCCCCUGGCACUAGACAGUAGAAGGGCUAAUAAAGCUCAACUGGAUCUUCAUAAAGGCAAAGUGCCCAUCCCUAAGAGGAACCAGAAUAAGAACUGUGGUGUUAAAUAUCAACCUCUGCUUGAGCCCUUGUUCAUUUGAGCUGUUGAGAUGUCCUGUCAUUGACCACAGUCCUCAUCAAAGUUUACAGAGGGCUUGGAUCACCUGUUGCUGUGAAUCUUGGUCAUUUGAUGCAAAGGAUAUAAAUGUUGUUUUCUUCCUCCAGGUGCACUUGUAAACAAAAUUAUCUAUUGAAAAUAAGGUUGUUUACUUAACUAUGUAUAUUAUUGUAUAUUUGAAUGUUGAAAAGAAUCAGGGGAGGUAGACUUUUGCUAGAGCUUUUUUGCCAUACUGAUAUUAUUGUAGUAUCAGGACAUGUAUACCUUAGCACACUAUUUAAAUGUUUUCUUGCCUUUAUUUUGUCGCAACCUGGAUUUUUAUUUCAAACUCUCACUUUGGAUACUGUAAAAAUGUGACAACCUUUAUAAGCCAAGUAUUUUAUUAAGACCCGUUUCAAGUCAUGAUUGAAGGAUUUAAGACUUGUCUGACUUUGCUAUUUAAUAAUAAACCAAGCUCACAGUUGGUUCGGGCUCCCGGGA
Molecule: messenger RNA, 5178 nt
Organism: Betta splendens (Siamese fighting fish)
Lineage: Eukaryota; Metazoa; Chordata; Actinopteri; Anabantiformes; Osphronemidae
Gene: med14
Product: mediator complex subunit 14
Exons: 29
Coding region: 259-4563 (1434 amino acids)
Biological process (GO): regulation of transcription by RNA polymerase II
Cellular component (GO): core mediator complex; mediator complex
Molecular function (GO): transcription coregulator activity
Source: RefSeq, a predicted model, not a curated record